Messenger RNA from Apis florea (little honeybee), 1086 nucleotides. RefSeq names its product dipeptidase 1. Gene Ontology annotation, molecular function: metallodipeptidase activity. NCBI's taxonomy places the organism in Eukaryota, Metazoa, Arthropoda, Insecta, Hymenoptera, Apidae. The record is from RefSeq and is a predicted model, not a curated record. Gene Ontology annotation, biological process: proteolysis.
AUGGAGCGUGGAAAACAGGGUGGAGUAGUGGUGGUGGUAGAAGUGGUGGACGAGGAAGCAAACAGUGGAAUAAUAUGCGGUGCGGUGAAAAAAACUGUGAAAAAUUCCGUUCGUUUCUCGCGACUAAUCAACCUUGACCUCCUCUUUCCUUUCCUUUUUCUAAUUAACCAAAGAAUCCUCUUAUUUCGUCCACAGUUUUGGUCUGCUUACGUGCCGUGCGAGUCGCAGCAUCUCAACGCGGUCCAGCUGACUCUGGAGCAGGUGGACCUCAUUAAGAGGCUCAUAGAGAAGUACUCGCAACACUUGCAGUUCGCUGCAUCUUCAAGGGAGAUUCUGGAGGCUCGUGAAAGAGGCAGAAUAGCUUCGCUGAUUGGAGUGGAGGGUGGACAUAGUCUAGGAAGUAGUUUAGCCGUUUUAAGGACACUGUAUCAAUUAGGCGUGCGCUAUCUGACGCUCACGCACACUUGCAACACACCGUGGGCGAAAAGUUCGACGGUCGAGGACGAGGAUGAGGACGGAGGCGGUCUAACAGCGUUCGGGAAAACAGUAGUGCAAGAGAUGAAUAGGCUUGGUAUGCUGAUAGAUCUUAGUCAUACAGCGAGAGCUACCAUGAGGGACGCUUUAAGGACCAGCAAAGCGCCCCUCAUCUUUUCCCACUCCUCGGCCUUCGCCAUUUGUAAUUCCUCGAGAAACGUUCCCGACGACAUUUUGAAGCAACUGGCUGCCAACGGUGGAAUAGUGAUGGUGACGUUUUAUAAUUACUUCGUGAAAUGUGGCUCUCAGGCGACCAUUUCCGACGUCGCUGAGCAUAUUUACUACAUUAGAAAUCUAAUUGGCGUGGACCACAUCGGUGUCGGUGGCGACUUCGAUGGUAUCAACAAAACGCCCAGAGGACUCGAAGAUGUUUCAAAGUAUCCGGAAUUGUUCGCCGAACUUCUUCGAAGUGGGAAAUGGAACGUGCUCGACUUGAAGAAAGUCGCCGGCCUGAAUUUGUUGAGGGUCCUCCGACAGGUUGGUGGAACUCGAGUUCAAUCUAAACUCGAAUUUCUUUCCGAAGAAAAACCGAUCUCUACGUCUUCAUAUUAA